AUGAGUCCGGUUGGGCAGUGGGGACAUAAUCAAGCGAUGAGAGUAGGCUCGAAGAGGAGGUUCCAGGGCCAUCGAUUGCGAGCAAAAGCCCCAACGGUGCAAAAGAAUGGAUCGAACACGGGGCGUGGAGAAGGCCUCAUGAUCACCCAGAUGUCCCUCUUUAGUUCGGCUCUGCGGUCCAUCGCGCUGCUCACGCUUCUCCCCAAUUUUAGAGGUGUUCAGAAAGCGGACUUAUCGCACACAACGCUACUCUUACUCCAUUCUGGUACGGGAAACCGUUUCACACCCAUCCUUGGAGACCCUUGGGCGAAGACCCGAUACGACCGGGACAAGCCAGCAAAUGUACAUGCACCCCUCUUGCCCAAUCAGGCCGACCGGCAUCCGCGAGCCCAUCGCGGACAUGUUUACCAUCCAAGUGCAAUGGUUCUUUUGCACUGGUUCCACACCCAUUCUGGCCAACGCGCCUAUCCUAGCGAGCACCUGUCUAUACCACGCCCCCGGUUCUUCAACUUCUGCGGCCAAAUAGGCGCGCGUCUGGAUGCCGACCAGACGGUGUACUACAGGGACAAGCGGCGGCGCUCCAUCCUGCUGCGCAUCAUGUCGCCGUUCCUAUUCGGCGCGCCGGACGUGCACAUGAAGGCGCUCAAGACGAUCUGGAUGGACCAGCUCGUGAACCACAUCCCGUGGAAGAAGUUCGUGGACAAGCUGAACGACGAGUGGAUGGGGUACACUUUGUAUUCGACAGUCAUCUUGAACUCGAACGUGGCUUUUUUGGCGCUUAUGAACGUGAGUCCACAAGCGGACCAGAAUGCGCCGGCAAACGCGCCGUAUCCCCAGACCCCAGCGCAGAUUGCAAGCUACGUCUCGACGGUCGCGAGCAUGGGCUCGGUCAUCGUUGGCCUGCUGCUGCUCAGGCAGAACCGGACGAAAGGGCGUGCAGUCUGCCGAGGAUGCUCGAUAAUAGGUGUACUUCAUGACGACGGUGACGAACACGAUGUUCGGAACUGAGACUCUUGCGAUCAUAUACAGCCUCCCGUUCGGUCUUUUGCUCUGGGGUAUGGUCUUCUUCAUCGUCGCCUUCUGCUUCCUCGCGCUGCAGUAGACGUCGCUCACCACGCGGGGCACCGUCGGUGCUGCGGGCGUGCUCGUCCUCAUCUUCGUCCUCUGGUCCGUCACUGCGGCGUGGGAGUGGCCCCCGUUGGCUCACCGCGCACUACGGGUGGGAUCUCGUGUCCGAGUGGAUCAAGACGAUCGCGAAGCUGCUCGGUAUCGAUGCGAAAGCACGGUCCAGCAGAGGGCGCAGUAGAAGUCGGAGAAGAAGUAGGAGUCAAGCCAGGAAGGCCGGGCCGGUGGCGGCGUCGAGUGCAGGGGCUAGUGGAAGUGCUGGUACUUCUGGGAGUGAUCAGGGGGAUACCACGACG
Molecule: messenger RNA, 1421 nt
Organism: Coniophora puteana RWD-64-598 SS2
Lineage: Eukaryota; Fungi; Basidiomycota; Agaricomycetes; Boletales; Coniophoraceae
Exons: 6
Coding region: 1-1008 (335 amino acids)
Source: RefSeq, a predicted model, not a curated record